This is a messenger RNA of Haliotis rufescens (red abalone), 980 nucleotides long. RefSeq lists its product as uncharacterized. The record is from RefSeq and is a predicted model, not a curated record. The transcript has 2 exons. NCBI's taxonomy places the organism in Eukaryota, Metazoa, Mollusca, Gastropoda, Lepetellida, Haliotidae. Bases 398 to 856 code for a protein of 152 amino acids.
GUAUUUGUGUGGGUGAUGUAUUUUAAAAUUUAUUCGACUUCAAAGUGAGGGUUGUAGAUGAGGGACAUCCAGGGGGUUUACGUUGUGUUGGCUGUUUGCGUUUUAUCUUGAAGAAAUUUGUGUUUGGAGAGAGUUACCUCAAGUGUUCACUCAAAUCCGUGAAGACUUGGAAGAAACAACGGUCAGAAAAAGUGGAUCGAAAUUCAAACAAUGAGAAGCUCGGGUUUUCGUCCAAUCAGGAAGCAGGGUUGUGCCAAAACCAACCAAUGAAAAGCCCCGGUUCUUAACCAAUGAGAAACUUGGUUUUCGUCCAAUCAGGAAACAGGGUUUCAGUUCCUUAAAUACCACAGACGCUGUCUUGUCAUCACUUUGCUGAUGCUUUCAAAGAAGAAUCAUAAUGUCAAAGCAUAUGGAUAUCAAGGCACCGAGGGAAGUGUGCCAUGAAGUGACACCCAACCUUCCUUCCCCCGAUGUCAGGUCAACACAGUCAGUGUUGGAACAGUGGUGGGAACCCUGUUUUACUGAGGGGCCCCGGGAACCAGCAUAUUCACCUACACCCCCUGUGAUUAUGAUCAGUGAUGAUGAAGCACGCAAUUUGGCAGCACUACCUCCCAUGGAUGCGGACACACCCACCCUGCUUGAUGUGCCACCAUCACCGAAUGAUACCUUCCAUGGCGACGACGACCGUGAUGUGCCAUGCGACGACGAUCUUCUUUUUGAAGAAUGUAAUAACUAUCGCCAUAACAAUGACGGAAUACCUAACCACUGUCACUGGUCAUGUGAUGUGUCCUGUCUGUUUCAGGGAUUUGAAUGGUUAAACGUGGCCAUUAACAUGGUCAGAACCUUUUGGAUUUGAAGAUUGAAGGUUUCGCGUUCUUUGAGGGACAUGUUAAGCACUCCCUCCUCAGUUGUCCAUUAAUUCGUAUUUCCUAUGUAUAUAUGUUGAUGUUGUUUUUUUCAUUAAACAGUGAUUAAUUGAA